AGCCGGCAGCCCUCUGCUUGCAGCAGUGUACGUAGCACUGGUAGGCUAGCUGCAGCCACUGACCGUUGCUUUCAAUGGGAACGGAGCCGGCCGCGCACGUCGUGCUGCUUGCGAGCCCCGGUGCAGGCCACCUCCUGCCCAUGGUCGAGUUCGCGCGGCGCGUCGUCGCGCACGGCGGCGGCGACGGUGCCGAGUUCACGGCCACGCUCGUCACCUACACCAACUUCUCCUCGGCAAGCCACCACUACUCCUCGACGCUCGCGUCGCUCCCGCCGUCCGUCUCCACCGCCGUGCUCCCCGAGGUGCCGCUCGACGACCUCCCCGCCGACGCCCGCGUCGAGACCCGCAUCUUCACCAUGGUCAAGCGCGCGCUCCCGCACCUCCGCGACCUCCUCAGCUCCCUGCUCGCCUCGUCCCCCGCCGGCGUCGCGGCUUUCGUCCCGGACAUCUUGAGCGCGUGGGCGCUCGAUGUCUCUACCGAGCUCGGCGUCCCGGGCUACGUCUUCUCCCCGUCGAACCUCACGGCGCUGCACUCCCUGCUCUACAUGCCCCAGCUCGACGAGACCACCGCCUGCGAGUUCCGGGACCUGCCGGAGCCCAUCCGGCUCCCGGGCUGCGUGCCGCUGCGCGGCGCCGACCUCGGCGACCCUUUCCAGGACCGCGCCAACCCCACCUACGCCUUCAUGGUCGAGCUGGGGAGGAAGCACCUCCUCGCCGACGGCUUCGUCGUCAACACCUUGGACGCCCUGGAGCACGACACCAUAGCGGCGUUCCGCACGCUGUCCCACAGCGGCGUGUACCCUCCGGCCUACGCCGCCGGCCCCUUCGUCCGUACGUGCUCCGGCGGCGAGGCAGCUGCAGCAGAGCGCAGCAGCCUCCUGCUGCGGUGGCUGGACGAGCAGCCGGACAGGUCGGUCCUGUACGUGUGCUUGGGCAGCGGCGGCACGCUGUCCACGGAGCAGAUGGCCGAGCUUGCCGCGGGGCUCGAGGCGAGCAGGCAGAGGUUCCUGUGGAUGGUGCGGUUCCUCCCCAGCGACAAGGACGACGACCGCAGCGCAAGCUACUUAGGUGGCGGCCACGGCGACAACCCGCUGGGCUACCUGCCGGAAGGGUUCGUCGAGAGGACCAGAGCCACCGGGCUCGCCGUGACGGAGUGGACCCCGCAGGUGGAGGUCCUCAACCACCGGGCCGUCGGCGGCUUCCUGUCGCACUGCGGGUGGAACUCGACGCUGGAGACCGUGGCCGCGGGCGUGCCGACGCUGGCGUGGCCCCUCUACGCCGAGCAGAGGAUGAACGCGGUGAUCCUGUCCGAGCAGGUGGGGCUCGCGCUGCGGCUCGGGGGCAGCGGUAACAAGGGGAAGGAUGGGGUGCUGGUGCCGCGGGAGGAGGUGGCGGCGGCGGUGACGGAGCUGAUGGUGGGGGAGAAGGGCGCCGCGGCACGGGCAAGGGCGCGCGAGCUCCGGGACGCGGCGGCGGAGGCCUGGGCGCCGGACGGACCGUCGCGCAAGGCGUUCGAGGCCGUCGCCGGCAAGUGGAAGAAAGUGAUCAAGGGAUAGCUUGCUACCCUAGGCUUGCGCGCGUGACUUGCUGAUUCUUCCAUGCGCGUGACAUUGUUGGAUCGUCGGCCCGUGCCUUCACUCUCCGAUGCCGCGUCUCUAUGUUUGCAUUAUCACGUUUGUAUUGUAUGUGUGUGUCGUAUAUUUCGUGAAAUUAAUAAGGGCAUACAGCCGGACAUGUCGGUCCUCUAGUGCAUGCACCUUUUGUUGGAAUAUAUAUAAAAGGGCCGGUCCCAUUUAUUUAUAAGAUAA
Messenger RNA from Panicum virgatum (switchgrass), 1808 nucleotides. Its product is annotated as hydroquinone glucosyltransferase-like. The coding region runs from base 75 to 1556 and encodes 493 amino acids. The record is from RefSeq and is a predicted model, not a curated record. The transcript has a single exon. Gene Ontology annotation, molecular function: UDP-glycosyltransferase activity. NCBI's taxonomy places the organism in Eukaryota, Viridiplantae, Streptophyta, Magnoliopsida, Poales, Poaceae.